Molecule: messenger RNA, 219 nt
Organism: Oikopleura dioica
Lineage: Eukaryota; Metazoa; Chordata; Appendicularia; Copelata; Oikopleuridae
Source: the annotation of a GenBank genome assembly
AUGAAAAUUCCACAGGGCCGUCUGAGUAUGCCUGCAAAAUCAUGUCGAAACAGUCUUCCCAGGACAACCAGCAACGUCGAAAUCGCUUCGAAAUCAAAGAAAAACUCGAAAGACGCAAUUGAACUCUCGCUGCGAAAAACUGUCUCGUUCGACGAAAAUCAACCUUCAAAGCUUUUUGAAGCAGAAAUUGAUAAAACAAAUUGUUCCUUCUCUUCGUGA